CUAUGCCAUUGCCGCAAAGCACUUCGGCGUUGUGACUGUCGUGGAGUCGGUGGCUAAUAGUCAACGGUUAUUUGACAGAAGGAUUCUGGUAAACGGAGACGUUUCUAUUUAUUUUAACAGUUUAGUAGCUGUUAAUCAAGAUGGCGGAAAAGUUUGACAACCUGGAGGAGCACCUGGAGAAAUUCAUCGAGAAUAUUCGACAGUUGGGAAUCAUCGUCAGCGACUUCCAGCCGAGCAGCCAAGCAGGACUCAACCAGAAACUAAACUUCAUGAUAUCCGGUCUGCAAGACAUCGAGAAGUGCCGUCAGCAACUGCAUGAGAUCAAUGUGCCGCUGGAGGUCUUUGAAUACAUCGACCAAGGUCGAAACCCUCAGCUGUAUACCAAGGAAUGUCUGGAGAGAGCCUUGGCGAGGAACGAGCAGGUCAAAGGGAAGAUCGACACUAUGACGAAAUUUAAGAGCCUUCUAAUCUCCGAGCUCAGCAAAGUGUUUCCAGAGGAGAUGGUGAAGUAUAAGGCGAUUCAUGGAGAGGAUGCCCCCUCCUAGUGACUGCUGCACCAUGACCCCUGACCUCCAACCUGUGACCCUUGAAAUGAAAGCCUGAGUGGAGUUUGAUCAAGCAGGUUCCUCUGUGGUCGCCCGCGGAAUAUGAUAAUAACCCAUUAUUAUUUUUGUUAAAUAUCGUGAUGCUGUUGCUGACUGGUACCCUGAGGGGGAAGGUUUUGUUCCUGCUCAAUGUGCUGACUCAGCCAAUCCUGUCCUUCCUCUACAUUUCAACUUCAUUUUAAGGAAUCCAGAUUAUUAGCAGGUGUUUGGGAGGAGCAGAGAGGAAGCACAUCACUUUCAGCUGCUUGUUACCAGGAGACACAUUUGUGUUUAACGUCCCUUUUGAUGCAUCCACUCAGCUCGCAGCAGAAGCAGUUUCUACAACUCCCAACUGUACAGAAGAAAAUAUUCAAGAGCUGCGAGGCACCUGUCUGAUUCUGCAUUAAGGACUCCAUCAGUUGUACAUACAGUAUAUUUAUACUCUCUACCUUUUGUAAGGCUUCCUGUCAUUGUGCAACAUGCAUUUGUACCACACAUGACAUUUUGUAUCAAGCUCAGGUUUCUAAUCUCCAUGAUUAUUGAAUGCAAACGCUAUCUGCUCUCGAUAAUUCUGUGCCUGAUCGCUCGACAUGGUCAGAAAUGAGUCCAUUCUUUAUUUGUAACUUGUUUAUAUUAUAAGAAUUUUUGUUAAUAAAUGAUCCUUGUUGGACUGAU
Epinephelus fuscoguttatus (brown-marbled grouper) is the source of this 1259-nucleotide messenger RNA. It is a transcript of the gene med10, whose product is annotated as mediator complex subunit 10. Lineage: Eukaryota; Metazoa; Chordata; Actinopteri; Perciformes; Serranidae. Gene Ontology annotation, molecular function: transcription coregulator activity. The transcript has 4 exons. Gene Ontology annotation, biological process: positive regulation of transcription by RNA polymerase II. The record is from RefSeq and is a predicted model, not a curated record. Bases 141 to 545 code for a protein of 134 amino acids. Gene Ontology annotation, cellular component: chromatin; mediator complex.